Molecule: messenger RNA, 855 nt
Organism: Acanthamoeba castellanii str. Neff
Lineage: Eukaryota; Discosea; Longamoebia; Acanthamoebidae
Exons: 8
Coding region: 1-855 (284 amino acids)
Source: RefSeq, a predicted model, not a curated record
AUGGAACAGGAGGAGAGCAAGGGGGGUGCAGCGAGGAGCGAGAGAGCCGCAUGCGCCCACUUCAGCCACACCCUGCAGACCGAGGCCUACACCGAGCAGCUGGCGCGGUGGCCCAAGUUGGGGCAAUUCAUCCUCGCCCAGUACACCGAUGAGGCCAUUCUUGUGUAUCAAGCGUUCAAGCCCGAGAUCGGGAAGUACGCAGUGGAGCACCAGCGGUUCACCGGCUGUCCGGGCUACUCCUCGACGCGGAUGACCUGGAUCAAGCCCAACUUCCUCUGGAUGAUGUUCCGAAACGGGUGGGGCCGCAAGAGUAAUCAAGAGGUGACGCUGGGUAUCUGGCUGAAGAGAUCCGCGUUCGAUCGCUACAUUUUGCUCUCGUCAACGAAAGGUGGUGGAACAGUACGCCUGCAGUGGGACCCGGACCACGACCCCAGCGGCGCACCGGUGACGAGCAGACGCGCGAUUCAGCUCGGGCUGAAGAAUGUGGAGUCCUACGCGAACGGCGAGGACAUCCUGCGUAUCGACGACCUCUCUCCGUUCGUGGCUGAGUGCGCCCGCAACGACCCCGCGCGACUCGUGACACCCAAGGAGAUGAUCUAUGAGCCGAAUGACCCGGCCCUGGGUGCGAUUCUUCGCCUCUCCAGCGAAAGUGAGGAGCCGUUACGAUUGACACUCUGCAGCAAAGGGCGGCGCAAGAUGGUACUGCUCCACCCGCGCACCAUGGACCAGCUCUAUGCCACCAUCAAGCAGAAGUUUAGGACGAAGGCACUGAGCGUCACAGACUCGACGGGCCGAACCGUAACGCAAAAAGAACUGCAGGGCCUGAGCCAAGACGCAGUCUUACACUUUGCCUGA